This is a messenger RNA of Haliotis rubra (blacklip abalone), 1288 nucleotides long. Its product is annotated as glutathione S-transferase P 1-like. Gene Ontology annotation, molecular function: glutathione transferase activity. The transcript is spliced from 5 exons. The record is from RefSeq and is a predicted model, not a curated record. Bases 167 to 865 code for a protein of 232 amino acids. NCBI's taxonomy places the organism in Eukaryota, Metazoa, Mollusca, Gastropoda, Lepetellida, Haliotidae. Gene Ontology annotation, biological process: glutathione metabolic process.
AUUUCUCGAAGCACCGAUAAAGCCAGGGGAAGGUAUGUAAUUUAUAGUAUCUUAACCUGAGCACUAGCACUAGGAUUUGCCUUCGUUGGAUGAUUAUAUAUUUAACUGUUCAAUACAGCAUCAGGCAGUGCUGACUGUAAGGUACAAGCACAGAAAGCCGGUGAAGAUGUCGAGCGACGGUUACGAGUUGUACUACUGGCCUCGGAGCUAUGUGGGAGCGGGACGGGCAGAGUUUGCCCGCAUCCUCUUCAUCGAAGCUGGUGUCCCGUUCAAGCAUAUAUCUGAAGGCAUAAUGGAGAUGUUUAAGCAGGCGGACCAAAAGUGGACAGGGUACCCAGCUCUUGCUGUCCCGUUAUUAAAGAAAGGCAGCUUCGAGCUUUCCCAGACACCUGUAAUAUGCCGCUACCUGGGGAAGCAGUUCGGCCUGUACCCUGACAGUGAGGAAGACCAGUGGCAUGCCGAACAGAUCAACGCCACCGUACACGACUACAUCGCCGAGGGUCGCUAUGCGUUCCACGGCAUCAGUCCCUUCGCCUCCUACUUCGGACAAGAGAAGGGAACACAGCCAUAUAUAGACCGAUUCCAGGCAGAGAGACUCCCCAAGUUUAUGAAACACUUUGAGAAGAUUCUAGCAGCUAAUGACGGCGGAAAGGGGUAUGUUGUAGGGGGCAAGGUGACUUAUGCUGACCUUGGCCUUCUUCACGCGCUGAGGGCGACUGCUGCACAGUUCCCUGAAGCCUGGGCCGCAGUGGAUUAUGCCCCUUUGGUGAAGGCCUUCAAAGAUAGAAUGGAAGCGAGGCCGAAGCUAGCCGCAUACUUCAAAUCGGACAAGUGUAUUCCAUUUUCGGGCGAUAGUAUGAUGUAGAGAAAUUUAUGUUAGCCCUAUCACGGAUGCUGUCAGUGUUUUUAGGAGCUCCGUGUUAGGCAUUGUCUAGGUCAACCAGCCUAAGGUGUAUGGAACCGAACCUGACGCGGGACUCAUAAAAAACCAAAAACACCCAACUGAUACUACUACAAGGAAUAUAUCAUAUACACAUAUAUAUUUAGUCUGCUUUUGCAAACGAGUUAAAACUGAUGUCCGAAAUUUUAUCGAAAGAGGACGUUUGAUUGAGCUGAUGUAUUAUCUCGCACAGCCUUAUUCUCUCAAAUGACAGUAUUCACACACCAAUCAGAUCUUUACAUUGGGUGAGACAAUGCCGUUUUCAGCAGCAUAAUAAUAUGAAAUCCUGUUUUACAAAUAUGUUAUUUUUAUGCUUUUGCUACUGCUAUUAAUAAAAUUUGCAAACAA